GUGAGGGCGGAAGGACGUUUGUUCUUUUUUUCUUUUCCUCUACUUUUAGGGAUUUAUCCAAUCCAUCCAUCCAGUAGCUAGAGAAGCAGAAUCAGCACAAUCCCCAGAAACUCCAGUCUCCAACCAUGGCGUCUUCUAUCUCAACAUUCAGCAACCCUUCUUCUUCUUCCGUCAGCGCCGGCUUUCACGGUGAUAAGCUAUCUUCGUCUCUGUUUGGCGCCGGCAUCAGUAGCUUGUCUUCUCACCCCCGCGGCUCUCUUCAAUUCUUCCAAAUCUCGCCCUCCCGCCUCUCCCCCAGACCACUCUCUCUGCGGGCAAUGGCUCCACCAAAACCCGCCGGCGGCAAGGCUAAGAAAGUGGUUGGGCUCAUCAAGUUGGCUCUGGAGGCCGGAAAGGCUACUCCGGCGCCUCCAGUCGGACCGGCACUGGGUUCGAAAGGUGUCAACAUUAUGGCCUUCUGCAAGGAUUACAAUGCCCGAACUGCUGAUAAAGCUGGUUAUGUCAUUCCUGUUGAGAUUACCGUCUUCGAUGACAAGAGCUUCACUUUCAUUUUGAAGACGCCCCCUGCUUCAGUUCUGUUGCUCAAGGCCGCAGGAGCGGAGAAAGGUUCCAAGGACCCGAAGAAUGAGAAAGUGGGUAUGAUAACCAUUGAUCAACUGCGGACAAUUGCUACAGAAAAGCUGCCAGAUUUGAACUGCACCAACAUUGAGUCUGCAAUGAGAAUCAUAGCGGGAACAGCAGCUAAUAUGGGCAUUGACAUUGAUCCCCCUGUUCUAGAACCCAAAAAGAAGGAACUAGUGUACUAGUUCUCUCUGUGCCCUACUUGGGGACUUGUAUUUGUUUUUACCAUGUUUGUAUUCAGAAAUCAUCCGUUUGAGGCUUACAACUGUGUGAAAAAGUAGGGAAGUUAUGGAAAGGGCUUGGUCUAAAUUUGCUCAGUUGAGGUCGACUCUGUUUAUGAGGAGAGAUUUGUUCCUCGAACGUGUGGUGUAGUCAAUUUUUUCAGAGACCAUCGUUUGUUUUUUCUUUUUUCU
This is a messenger RNA of Linum tenue, 1034 nucleotides long. Lineage: Eukaryota; Viridiplantae; Streptophyta; Magnoliopsida; Malpighiales; Linaceae. The record is from the annotation of a GenBank genome assembly.